GAAAAGAGGUGGAGAUGGGGUUCAGCAUCAGCAGCAGCACGGUCAACAGCGGAGAGAUUUUCAAACAACCGCAACAACAGCCACCCGACAUCUUCUUUGAUGAGGAGUGGCUCCGAAUUAGACAGGCAGCAACGGCAGCAGUCCACCACGGAGUACACCACCACCACUUCGAGGCGGUUUUUGGGUAUUCGGUGGCCCUCUCUGUUGCCGGGAGUUAGGCGGGGCAGAUCUGCCACAACAGACACCCACGACAUGCCAUCAGAUGGCUACUACGGUGACGGUGGCGUUGGGGACGACCAUUUUAGCACACGUCAAGGUGGUGGUGGCGGGGAGCUACCAGUGUCCGGAGAAGAAGAUGCCCGGUUACAAGUGUCGCUCGAGGGAGCUCAAGAGCUCGGCAAGGGACUCGGAGGCCACACGGUGUAUAGCAUACAGGUUACAGAUCGAGCAAUAGGGGAGCAAUGGAUGGUACUGCGCCGGUUUCGGCAGUUCGAAGCCUUGCAUCGAGGGCUGCUGCCUGUACUUUCCAGAGAACCGGAUGCGAACGCGUACGUGCUGCCUCCGAAAGAGGUGUUUGGGGGGAGGCACGGAGGAGUGAUCGCGAAGCGUCUCAAGCUGCUCAAAGUGUACCUGGAUCGCCUCGUCACGUGCAGUGCCGCCCUUGAGCACCGUGCGUUGUCAUCCUUCUUGGAGCUUGAGCCGGCGCUGAGAGGUCUCGGUGCGUAUGGCCGACAUCAUGGCCCAGAGUGCGUCCUCAAGGAGGGUCGACUCUGGGUACGAGCGUGGAAGGGGGCGUAUAAACCCGUCAUUAACUUCGUUGACGCGGGGCUACACUUACUUGGAUGGACCAGGCGAGCAAGUGCCGAGCUGGUCAGGCUUGGCUUGACUAGCGAGGCUUGGCUUUCGAGGGUAAGCGCCUACGCGAUAGUUUCGCCAGGGCCUGUUUUUUUGGUGUACUAUGGCCCCGAGGACGACCCGGAGAAGCCCUUGUGGACCUUGCCUGAUAAGAGGACUAUCGGCUCGCAGGUCCGUGUUCGACGUGUGGACAUGCGGAAGACGGACUUCGAAAAGGACGGGAAUCGCUUCUUUCUGGUCAGGUUUGAUGCACAGCCGGGAUCACACGGGAAGGCAACAAGCAGCACUUGUCCACGCCAAAGAACCUAUGAAAGUGCGGCUUGGCUUGGUCAUAUGAUAUUGGGGCGUGGUAGACGGCACAUCUAUGCGCAAUGAAAAUAUAGGGACCCCUCCCUUAUGUCAACAUUCGCAUCUCCUCAUGAUGCAGUACACUCCGUGUUGAGCGCAUUGCUUGAUCAACAUGAACUGGCGUCGGACGAGGAACAUCCUUGACCCCUCCUUUCCGCUGUGUUUUCGCUCGAACAAUUUUGCAUCUAGCUGGGAGGAUACAUCACUCCUGUGCCAGGUCGACUCCGAGGCGUCUCUAGACAGCUGGGCACAUGCUAUCGACGAAACCGUAGGCCUUCGGCCGCAGCAGUCAGAGGAGGACAAGGCUAAGGUGGAUAUUGAGCUGAAGGCGAAGGAAGCGUGGACGACGCGAGAAGAGGGUUUGUGGGGGGGAUUGUAAUGUUGGGACCCGGGAAAGCGAGCUGAAUUUCGUAUUCUAGAGGCACCCUGGACGUCGUCGAACGUUGUCGAGGGUCGUGUGUUCGGUGCGAGGGGAGGCGCCGUUACAGGUACCAAGGUUUGUGCUGAAGGAGGUGUUGCAGGAGUCUCUCCGCACAUGCACGGAUUAGUCCGUUGUUUAUAGUGGGGUGUUUCACGGUUUCUGGCGUUUUCCGGAUGUCCGAGUACUAAUAUUUC
Messenger RNA from Ectocarpus siliculosus, 1818 nucleotides. NCBI's taxonomy places the organism in Eukaryota, Phaeophyceae, Ectocarpales, Ectocarpaceae. The record is from the annotation of a GenBank genome assembly.